Molecule: messenger RNA, 468 nt
Organism: Ostertagia ostertagi
Lineage: Eukaryota; Metazoa; Nematoda; Chromadorea; Rhabditida; Trichostrongylidae
Source: the annotation of a GenBank genome assembly
AUGCACAACACAGCGGAACACGCUCCGUCGGAGUUAAACGUGUUCACUUCGGAUGCCUUUGGAAAAGCAACGAUCCAACGUUAUCUGCCGACUUCCACAUGUUUAUGGGAAUUUUCUACAACACAAUUUUUACUGCGGAAUUAUACGGACACCAGAUGGGAUAAGCGAAUAUCGAUCUCCAACGAGCAGCUUUAUCAGAGAGGCGUUGAUCAUUCGUUUCAGAUUCGCACACGAUCCUGCACGUUCCCCCUUCAAACAUGGCAAUGGACCUUGAAGCUUGGCGGCUCUUCCUACUCUAACAGUGUCGAUGAUGUGCUCAAAGCUUAUCUCAUAUCAGAGGAUAUCGACCAGCCAAGGUCGAUCGAAUACAUGCUGUCGAUUGUGGAUGAGAAGCGAGUACUACGAUCAUUCUCUAGCAAGAAGAACUUCACUAAGACGAGGUACUCGAGCGAGCUGGACAUCGAUAGG